Messenger RNA from Patella vulgata (common limpet), 1591 nucleotides. RefSeq lists its product as uncharacterized. Gene Ontology annotation, molecular function: metal ion binding; ATP binding. The transcript is spliced from 2 exons. The record is from RefSeq and is a predicted model, not a curated record. The coding region runs from base 111 to 1481 and encodes 456 amino acids. Lineage: Eukaryota; Metazoa; Mollusca; Gastropoda; Patellidae.
UUGUGAGCUGCGAGUUCCCCAAAGCAACGUAACAUUACGGUCAGAACAGAAAAAAAACAAGCUCUAUAAACCACAAGAAUACAGUCAGAAGAAAGAAAAAAGGUCUUAAGAUGCUUGGACUUGAUCAAAACGAAAAAAGUAUUGGUAUUAAAAAAGAGAUUCUUAUCGUAUUAGCAUCAGAAACAUUUACCAAGCGCUUUAGGGAUUUCGAAAGAGCGGGUGAAUACAACUUUCACCAUCUUGACAUCACUGGAGUUCCUCUUGAAUUUCAACAUUUGACCGGAGAUGACUCAGACUUUAAGUUCGACAUCGUGAGAUAUAUAGAAAACGCAAUUGAAUAUGUUCGAAAUAAUGAAAUUGAUGCGGUGCUAGGAGUAGAAGAUAUCGGGGAUUUUGUAGCUAGCAUCAUUCGAGAGAAGACUGGACUACCUGGACCGGGAAUCGAGACCAGUUUCAUCUGCCUACACAAAUACUACACCAGAAAAUAUGUAGGUAAUGACUCGAAUCUUUGGUAUAUUGCCGUUGACCUCGACUCCGAUGAUUGGAAAACUCAGAUGCAAUAUCCUAGUUACAUUAAACCCCCCUUUCUCCACAGUGGUCACGGGCAAAUGAAAGUAAAUAACGAGUUGGAAAUGAAGGAGGCUGUGGAAAAAUGCAGGAAGUUUGUGGUGCCUUGGGCUGCUUUCUACAAUGCCAUGUUUGAAAAGUAUCUAGAUAUUUCAAAGUUUCCAUUGUGUGUGAAGAAUCUGGUGGUUGCUGAACAUUAUGUGGAGAAGUCAGACAUGAUGGUAUCCGAAGGUUGGGUGGAUGGACAGGGGAAGUACCACGUCUGGCAGCACGCCGAUGGUUUGAGUUAUACGAAGCCUUUUAGGAGUCCUUUUGCAACCAGCACACCUUCUCAUCAACCCGAGGUCGUUCUACAGAAGGUGGAAGAGUAUCUCACAAACGUCUGUAAAAAACUCGACCUGAGAUCUGUGUUUUUUAAUGCUGAUCUAUGGAUAGAUCAUGACCAAGACUACCAGAACAUCUCCGUGGAUAUAAUUGAGAUGAAUAACCGUCUCUCUAAAGGACUUCAUGACGUCUACAAGGGACUUUGGGAAGUCAGCAGUUUUGAAGCAGCGAUGAUCGUUGCGUGUGGUGAGGAGGAUGUGCUACCGCUUUCUUCGCGGAUCAAGGAACACGGAUAUGGCGGUGUUAUUAGAGUCAGAACUUUUGCUUCCGGUCCCUCGACAGACAUUUUGAAUUUUGAGGAGGUUCACAAAUUUUUGGACCCCUCCGAAGGAAUCAAAACCGAGAUCUUACGGCCUGGGAUAGACUUAAGUCUUCGUGAAGAUGAAAUAUUUGAACAAAUUGACUCUAAUGCUGGAACAUUAGUGGGUAUAUUUUUUGUUUUUCAACCCACGUUAUCGGAGCUCAAGAAACGUGGUGACGAAGUGUUGCAGAAAAUCUUAAAGAAGUCAUGUGAUCAUUUUAACUUUUAAGGGCAUUCAUUAUACUAAAGUUGAAAUACUUAACAUAAUUUUUUCAUCAUUCAUGUUAUUGUUUUCUUUAAGUAAAACCUCAACUCACCAGUGUGCCACUAUCCGAUGUA